Calypte anna (Anna's hummingbird) is the source of this 1219-nucleotide messenger RNA. RefSeq names its product F-box only protein 6. Bases 177 to 944 code for a protein of 255 amino acids. Gene Ontology annotation, biological process: glycoprotein catabolic process; SCF-dependent proteasomal ubiquitin-dependent protein catabolic process. The record is from RefSeq and is a predicted model, not a curated record. Gene Ontology annotation, molecular function: protein binding; ubiquitin protein ligase activity. The transcript is spliced from 6 exons. Lineage: Eukaryota; Metazoa; Chordata; Aves; Apodiformes; Trochilidae. Gene Ontology annotation, cellular component: cytoplasm; SCF ubiquitin ligase complex.
CGGGCUGCCUUGAUAAGAGCUGCGGGACGGGGCGGCCCCGACCCCGCUCAGCACCGCCCCGCGCUCCGCCCAAUGCGGAAGGGACGCGGAGGCUUCACAUCCGCGUCCGGAACGACCAGCUCAGCGCUCGGGGGUUUUUCCUCUCCAGGCCGCCACCCCCCGGCCGUCGGUCCGUGAUGACAACAACCAUCGAGGACCUCCCCGAAGAUGUCCUGGUGGAGCUGCUGUCGCUGGUACCGGCCCGGGACCUGACCCACAGGUGCCGGGCUGUGUGCCGGCACUGGCGGUACGUGGUGGAUCUCAACACCCUCUGGAAACGCAAGUGCCAGCGGGAUGGGUUCUUCGUCCUGAGUGUGAACAGAAGCAUCUCCGACUGGAAGAUCUUCUAUCUGCUCUGCCACAUGAAGAGGAACUUGAUCAAAAACCCCUGUGCUGAAGAGGGCUUUCAGCACUGGACAAUUGAUAAAAACGGUGGAGAUGAAUGGAAGGUUGAAGAGCUGCCUGGAGACCAUGGAACAGCCAUGCCAGACCCCAAAGCACGGAAAUAUUUUGUCACUUCAUAUGAGCCCUGCUACAAGUCUCAGCUCAUCUGUCUGAAGGAAGAAGGAUACAGCAAUCAGCUGAUGGAUGAGAAACGGCCUGAAAUUGUAGUCAAGGACUGGUAUGCUGCCAGGUAUGACUGUGGCUGUCGCUACAAGCUGACUGUGAGGCUGCUCUCUGAGAAUUACCUGGUCCUGGAGGAGUUCCACCCCAAGCCUGUGCGGAUAGAGCAGUGGAGUGAUGCAAGGUGGAGAGAGAUGUCUCACACCUUCCAGAAUUACCCAGCUGGGGUCCGUUACAUCUUGUUUCAGCACGGAGGCCAAGACACCCAGUUCUGGGCAGGGUGGUAUGGGGUCAGGGUGACCAACAGCAGCAUCACCAUUGGGCCCUACACAUUGCUAUGAAGGCACAAGAGUGUUUGCUUUUACCUCAGGACUGCACUGAGGUGGUCUCAGGUUCACUUGUUUGUCUGCACUCCCUGGGUUCUUCUUGCAGAACUUCUGCAGGCCCAGCCCUUUGGGAGGACUUCUGUCUUGCAUCCUCUUGCACUAUGGAUGUUGCUGCAAUUCCCCAGGAAGAUAAGGACAAUUAAAUAUGUCACCUCUUUGCUAGUUAAUAUGUCCUUGUGCUAUAGCCAAAUAUUAACUAGAAAAGCUUUUUUGUUUAUGGAACUUGUGAU